UGGUGGAUAUUCAGAAGUAUGCAAUGUUUCACAGUCAUUAUACAUUUAAAGCAGGAUAUUAAAUCAUUACAAUAUUUUCAGUUACUCGGUUUCGCAUUUUGAAUUAUGGCGUCGUCAUACUGACUCAUCUGCUUGUGUGUAAAACUUGUGUUACUUGCGAAGUGUGCAACUCAGCAGAUGUGAAAUGUACCGUGUCUGGCGGAUUAAUGCAGACUCUACUAUUUUUUGUCGGUUUUGAGACAAAAUAUGACACUUUAGUUCACCGCAGAUACAGCAACAAGCCAAAACAAAAAAAACAACACAGUGCUUCAGAAAUUACUCCUAAAAACAUAACCACUCGCGUUCAACUCUCAUCUCAAUCUAUACUGCCCUGACCCCAGAUCAUUAACUGCUGUCAAGAUGUUUUUUUCCUGUUAACAUACCUAAUGACACUAACUGUGCGGACACCAUUGUCAUUUCAACCGGUUGGUGAUGGUUAGGUUUAUUCUGGAUUUAUUGCGAUCGGCCACAUAUUUGAAUAACAUAUUUGUUUAUUGUAAAAUUAAAGGAAAAUAAUUAAGGGCGGGGCAAGAUAUUCGUAGAAAAGGCUCAGGUACUAGAGGCUGUGGUUUGAAUAGGUUAGUAAUUAACAACAGUACAAAAACUGUAUUUUUAAUUUAACAAAAGUGAACAAUAACACAUGGAAAACAACCAGUCUUGCGCAGAGGAUGAUCUUCGUACUUCAAAACAGCUUUCAGCUCCGGACACCAGUGACACCAGCCCUCCUGAAAGGCUGGGGGAUGACAAAGAGACAGACGUGAAGGAACGCCUGUUCAACAGCCUCCUGAAAACAGCCCUGCUUUCCAGGCUGAUGGACAAAGAGGUCAAAGGCAGAGAGAAGACCAAGGACGACCGGGGCGAGGGGAGGAAGCAGAAGAAGGUCCUGACAAUGGCAGUAGUGGUGGGGGAGCAGAACAUUGGCACAGAGAGCGAAGGUUUGGAGUGGAUGCCUGUCUUUGGAGCCCUGCUGGAGGAGUGUGCCCAGAGGACUAUGCUGUGUGAUGGGGUUCGCCUACCUGCUGUGUUCCGGGACUGUGUGCACCAUAUUGAGGCCAACGGCCUCCACCGGGAAGGGAUCUACAGAGUAUCUGGGCUAAAGAGCAGGGUGGAGAACUUGAUGCUGCAGUAUGACCGGGGGGGGAGGCCGCCCCUUUACGAGAUGGACUACAACUCGGUGGCCUGCCUGCUGAAGCGCUACCUGCGCGAGCUGCCUGAGAGUCUGUUCACUGCUGAGCUGCUGCCCCACUUUGAGAAAGCUGCUUCUGACUGCUGGUGCCAAUACCGCGCCGGGGAGGACGAGGCGGUUCUCACACUCCAGACUCUGCUGGCGGAGCUGCCCGAGACACGCCACUGCCUCCUGUCCUGGCUGGCUGUGCAUCUCCACCACGUCAUCCUGAACGAGGACAAGAACAAGAUGAAUGUCCACAAUAUCUGCAUCAUCUUCAGCCCCACACUAAAGGUAAGCCAAGCCCUCCUUCACGUGCUGCUGAGCCACGUAGAAGAGCUGUUUGGAGAUGUGUCCAUGCAGCCAGUGGUGAGGCCUCUUCAGUGGUCAGAGCUGUCAUCCAACCCAGAGCUGCUGCACACUCUGGAGAACCCCGAGGAGGAAAUCAGUAGACAGGAGUUCCUGUUGAAUCGGCUCCACUCAGACCUCAGUGCUGGUGUGAAGGAUCCCGUCAAGGAGGAGAAGCUUUGGGAAGUGCAGCGGAUUCUCACCUUGCUGAGGAGGAGGGGAAGGAUGAGGAGUUCAGAGGAAAGUCAGUUGCUGGUCCAGCAAAGGGAUCUACUGAGGGAGGAGAAUCAUCCAGCCCAAGAGAUUUCAAAGGAGGAGACAGAGGAGACAUUGGAGACUGGCAUUCAUUUAAUAGCUUGGAAGAGAAUCAACAGCUGGCCACUCAGAUAACAGAAGAGAUGGAGGUCAUAGGUCAGCUUAAAGGGCAGAUUAACCUGCUCCAUCUUCAAGCAAUCCAUGAACCUGCGGCAUUACAAUAGAAAAAGGA
Acipenser ruthenus (sterlet) is the source of this 2039-nucleotide messenger RNA. Its product is annotated as ralA-binding protein 1-like. Gene Ontology annotation, biological process: endocytosis; positive regulation of GTPase activity; small GTPase-mediated signal transduction. Gene Ontology annotation, molecular function: GTPase activator activity; small GTPase binding. Bases 680 to 1942 code for a protein of 420 amino acids. Gene Ontology annotation, cellular component: membrane. Lineage: Eukaryota; Metazoa; Chordata; Actinopteri; Acipenseriformes; Acipenseridae. The record is from RefSeq and is a predicted model, not a curated record. The transcript is spliced from 7 exons.